Molecule: messenger RNA, 1574 nt
Organism: Caenorhabditis sp. 36 PRJEB53466
Lineage: Eukaryota; Metazoa; Nematoda; Chromadorea; Rhabditida; Rhabditidae
Source: the annotation of a GenBank genome assembly
AUGUUCAAACUUUCUCACGUGAGUUUCGCUCGAAAGAAACAACUUUCUUUUUCUUCCAUUAGACCAACAGAAACAGAUCUUUGAGAACAACUGUCUUUUCAAUCAUUUCAUUCCUAUUUUCACCUGUAGAGAGCUGCCUCCUUCAACAUCAACAACGAUGUCCACUGUGGUUUUCAUAAAAUUAUGUUUUCAAUCACGGCCGAUCUGUUUUUAUGUCACUUUCUCUUAAACUCUCUCUUUUAGAUGAGUUUCGGCAUCUUAGCUAGCUACGAAAUAUUUUCGAGUAGCUCUGUGCUAGGCCUCGUGUUAUUACACGUCAUUUUACCCCUAACCACUCUCCCACUCUUGGUCGUUUUUCCAAUUUCUUUUAACGAUCUGUGGUGUUCUUGUCUUGCUAUUACACUGUGCAAACCUCUCGCCGAGAAUUGAUCGGUCUCAGAGGUCACUCAUUUCAUUGUUUCUCUUUUCAGAAAAUGACUUCUCGACUUACCACCAGUUUUCUGUUAUGGAUGUGUCUUAUUCUCUCUGUCGUCUUUCUUGAAACGUCAGGUAAGAAAAUGAAAGUGGUUAUCAAAUAACAAGAAGCUCCUCUAGCCGCUCGCGAAAAAGUGUUGCUGAAAGAUGUAAGCGCAAUUACUCUUCAUAAAGGAAAAAUGACCACUGGACGGCGCGUGAGUCCUACAAUGCAAUUGAAAUGCAUCGGUGGUUCUGCAAAAGGAAAGUACACUCCAAAGGUGAGUAUAAAGCUAAUUGUUCACAACAAACUAAACUUCAGGUUGUUCAAUGCACAAACACUGGAUUCGACGGAACCGAUGUUCAAUGGAAGUGCGACGCCGACUUGCCGUCUGACGUCGAGUUCGGAUCACUGAGUGUUUCGUGUGAAGGAUACGAAUACGCGGAAGAUCCAUAUAUUCUCAAAGGAUCUUGCGGGCUCGAGUAUGAGCUGGAAUACACUUCUGGAAGCGGCAAUCACUCCGUUUCGAGUAGAAAGACUGGAGAUGGAUGGGAUCAGUUCGCCACUUUUGUCGUUAUUGCCUUCAUUGUCUACAUCAUCUACGUCAUGUGGUCGAACAGGAAUCAAGAUUCGGAAGCUUCCGGUUACCAAAGAGGAGGUACCGGUGGUCCGGGCGGUCCAGGAUCCGGAGGAGGAGGCCCAGGAGGAUACCCGAGUGCUCCGCCACCUUACGACGAUAGCUACGGAAAGCCGCCGCCGUAUGGGUUUCGUGGUGACUCGCAAUCAGGAGGAGGAUGGUGAGGAAAAAGGAGAAAGAUUCUCAAAAAUGGUAAGUCAGUUUUCUAGCUCGGGUGGAUCCAGUGGAGCCAGCGGAAGCAGUGGAAACGGCAGUGGAAAUUCCUUUUGGACCGGAGCAAGUCUAGGUGCUAUCGGAGGAUAUCUCGCCAAUAGCUGGCUCAAUAACAACAACAAUGCUUACGGAUACCCCCGAAACCGGUACUUCGGCAACACAGGUUCUUCCUGGGGGUCCAGCUCGGACUCUUGGGGCUCAUCUUCCUGGUCAUCACCAUCGACGUCUACUCGCUCAUCUUCCGGAUACGGUGGAACCACACGACGAUGA